GUCUUAAUGGUCCGUGAUCCUUGGAGGAGGGCGUGGGAGGCGUGCUUGUUUCUCUGACCUCCGGUCAGAGGAGGAGGAGGAGGAGUGGGGACACCCAGCCGAGAUUCUGAGGAAGAAUUUGCUGUCAGAGCGAGGCUUGCUAGGAUAGUUCUUUAAGGUUGGCUGUCGAGGAUGAGGAAGAGGCAGGUGAGACGGGUGUGUGUGGUUCUGUCCAAUAAACAGCGUCUGGACUGCAUCGUCAGGGUGAGUCCUAUCAGGGUGAGCUCCAUAGGUAGACAGGUGUUGGAUCAUGUGACCUUGAUGUGUGGCGUGAGGUCGCUCCAAAUCUUUGGUCUCGCCAUUUUCCUAGAACAUGAGUAUCUGUUUGUGGAUUUGGACCAGAAUCUAGGAAAGUACUUAGGAAAAGAAUGGAGGAGAACUUCAACAAAGGGCACAUUUCUUCUAUUUCUAAGGGUGCAGCACUAUGUGGAGAGUGUAGAACUAAUCAAGGACAGUACAUCACAAGAGCUGUAUUACAGCGAUCUGAGACGGAAGAUGUUAGAUUCUCUAUGCGACCAGCAGGAGGUGCUGUUCCUCCAGUUGGCGGCUGCGGCGCUACAAGCCGAGUUGGGGGACGCUGAGGAGCAGAUUCUGGGAGACGGGGAUGAGCAAAAUGGAAAAGAGAACACAAUCGUUUCAGAGAAGAAACAAAACCAGAAUUAUUUUCUUCCUGAAGAUUAUUUUCCAUCUUGGGUUAAGUGUCUCUUUGUGUUUAACUUUUAUUAAGGCCCACAGUUAAAACUUUUUUUUAUUUUCACACCCAGGCAUAUCUGUCUUUAUGUAAAAGAAAAACGAGCCCAAACAUUAAAAGGCUGCAUGUCCGUUGUCUGUGUAUGAAGUCAUCAAAAACAAAUGUAGGUCUAGUUAAAUUUUUUAAUUGUUGCUAUUGACAUCAGAAGACCAUCAUAAAUAUUUAUUUAAAUGCAUGUAUUUGACCACGUACUUAUAUUCUGAACACAUUUAUUACGUUCUAACAAUAUUUAAUGGUUGAGACAAUUAGCAAUAAAUAAGAGCCUCUCAGGAGUACAUUUCCUCCAAGCAAUAAGCGUGGUGGAGACCCAGCUGAGGGUUGUUUUGGUUUUGUGUGGCUCCAGCUGAUCAGGCAUCGCGGCCGUGACUUCCUCCUGCGGCACGCUGGCGCCCUGCACGCCUCGCUCCGAGGGUUGGCCCGCCCCUGGGCUGUCCGGCGCUUCAUAGAGGACGCCAGCGCCCUACAGGACGUCCCCGUCACGGUCUACACCCUGAGACAGGUCUGAGGGUCCGCCACACCUCACACACUUCUACUGUGUGUGUGUGUCUCUUUCUCACUCUCUCUCUCUCUCACCACACACAUCUCUCAUUCUCAUUGGUAUUUUUACUGGUAAGUAUGGAAUGCAUUAAUUCAAUUCAGUCUAGAAGUAAUGAAA
Messenger RNA from Gadus morhua (Atlantic cod), 1445 nucleotides. RefSeq names its product FERM domain-containing protein 1-like. Gene Ontology annotation, cellular component: cytoskeleton; cytoplasmic side of apical plasma membrane. Lineage: Eukaryota; Metazoa; Chordata; Actinopteri; Gadiformes; Gadidae. The transcript is spliced from 5 exons. The coding region runs from base 172 to 765 and encodes 197 amino acids. Gene Ontology annotation, biological process: positive regulation of hippo signaling. The record is from RefSeq and is a predicted model, not a curated record.